Tricharina praecox is the source of this 1735-nucleotide messenger RNA. RefSeq lists its product as uncharacterized. The record is from RefSeq and is a predicted model, not a curated record. The coding region runs from base 247 to 1569 and encodes 440 amino acids. The transcript has 2 exons. NCBI's taxonomy places the organism in Eukaryota, Fungi, Ascomycota, Pezizomycetes, Pezizales, Pyronemataceae.
ACUUAAGGAUUCCCUUCUGCCCCUCCGAAUCGACGAUCUGGACCUCUGCACACUACAUCUCCUCCUCCUCCUGCUCACGCAUACCCGAUCACCACGACCAUCAUCCCAUAAUAGAUCCCUCCAUCAACCGCCUCUCCCAAUAUUCUCCGACUGAACCACCGGACGCAAUUAGAACGUGCAAUCACACACACCCACCCACACACCGCUCCCCCGUAAACCCCAGCGUAUUCUCGGUCAUCGUCGGUCAUGCCACCCCAGAGAACGGCACAUUCCAAGCCGGCUUCCAAGCCGGUCAAGUCUGAACGCACACACGAAGAGAAUCAGGAACGAGCCUACAUUGCUGCGUCCCGAAGAAGUGAUAGAAGUCUCGAGGCGAGAAUCGAAUCUGCCCGCCGAGCCUCGGAGAUCCACAAGAAAAGGACCGGCCGAGCUCUCCGAGUCACCGAGGCCGAUGUCGUCAACGAGGAGAUGUACGAGGAGGAGGACGACGACGUGACCACAGCCUACCGCAACCUGAGCGCGCUUAUGGGCGGUGGACCCAUCGAUCGCCGUUUCGCCGCUUACUACCAACACCAGGUUUACAUGAGGAAUGCCGUGGACCGAGAACUGAACAACAGGAUGGCUAUGAGUCAGGCGAGUAUGGGCAUGGGCGUGAAUAUGGGAGUGGCUACCGGUUAUUCCCCGCAUCAGACCUUCCCCGGUGGAUACGCUCUCCAGCAACAGCAGUAUCCCUUCUUCAGACAGCCUCUACAGCAACAGUCCGCCUAUCGCCAGCAGCCUUAUGCUCCUCCCGCCGGUGGUAGCAGCCACAGCCAUGGCAGGGCCAUGUCUACGCACAUUCCGCAGCAACAGCCGAUGAUGAUAAGGGCAGCCCAGCCCGCCGAGAUCAAACGGACAUCAAACUCGCCCUCGCUCUCGCCGGAGACUCACGUCUCGCAAGAAGACCAGUUCGCUGCAAACAUGCCUCACAUCCAACAGAUGCCAACGCCGUCCUCUUGUCGGCCCACGCCUUUGUACUCGAGCAUGCCGGCGUACCAGUCUCCGCCCCAGCCACCACCCUUGUCAUCUCCCAUGUCGAAUGAGGAGGAACCCUACUCGAACUAUCUGUUCUCGAACGAACUUCCCGCCGAAUCCGCCAGGUUCUUUGCCGGAACAAGUGCGAACAGUCUCAACAUUCCCGGAAACUUUGACCGGUUCGAUAACGGCACCACGUACACCACCAGCAAAGGCUUCACCACGAGUCUGAGUCCCAAUCAGCAGAGCGAUCCCUUCGAGUCCAAGACCGAGGAUGGCCUCGCGACCACCACCGGGGAGCUGAAGUGGCAGCCUAGCAGAGUCGACUCUCCAUAUCUCAACGUGGGCACCGCGAGCAACCCUAGCUUCUUGAACGACAAUCAAAACCAGGAGGACGAUCUCCUGAACUCGUUGUUCAGCGAUGGGACGACGCUAGCGGGAUCGGAUGCGUUCGGAAAAUUCGACUCGGCACCGAUCGAACAGUACGCCGCCGAUCAGGACGCGUGGGGCGAGUUUGUGAACCAGGACUGGAUGCUCGAGUCGAGCGUCACGUGAACCACGAAACCGGAUCGUCUGUUCUUUUCUUUUCUUCCUUGUCUCAUCAUCGUGGUCUCGCGCCGUCUGCCUAGCCCCGCAACGCUUCUGAAUACGAUAUUCACGGACACAGCAAUAACCGCACUAGACAUUCAAGAUCUUCCAAAAUUACGGAUAUCUUGAUUGU